AUGUUCCGAUUUAUCCUUACGGCAACAGCCGUGAUCACCGGCUCCUCGGUCGCCUAUUUCUACAUUUUCCACAAGAAGCUAUCCGCGCGCAUCCACCACAGAUCACAUUGCGGGAAGCUCGCGACCUCACCAAAACCAUGUGAAAUUGAGUCGAUUCCAGAGGCAGUCUUUACCGAUAAAUAUUUCGCUCACUACGAUGGGACUUCAAAACGCGUCGCGCGCUGCCUCUUACCCGGUUGUAUAACAACCGAGCAGCUCUUCACCAAGCUAGUUCGCCGUAAUAUGACGGCUUUUUCGCACUUUCCGCAGGCGCUGAUGGUGCGAAUAGGAUGUACGACUGCAGAAGAGAUUCAAAGCUUUAAGGCGUCGCACAUCUCCUCUCUGGAUUUCAAUAAGGGGGAUCUUGUCUGUGGGGCGUAUCGAGUUGUCGCACGGAGCAAGAAUAAGGUGGAGUUUGAGAUGAGGAUGAAUGACAUGGAGUUUGUGAAUGGGCGACUGGCUUUGAGCUUCAAGGAGAAGGAUGGGGAUGUGGUGUUUUCUAGUGAAACCAUCAUGUGGCGCAGGGCGGAUGACUUGAGGACGAUGCCCCUGGAGAAAAGAGUAGUGCGCUUUAUGCAUGAGACGGCAGUGUGGUGGUUGGUAGAUUCGGGGACAAAGUAUCUGAUGGAUCUGGAGGUUUGA
Penicillium maclennaniae is the source of this 681-nucleotide messenger RNA. RefSeq lists its product as uncharacterized. The transcript has a single exon. Lineage: Eukaryota; Fungi; Ascomycota; Eurotiomycetes; Eurotiales; Aspergillaceae. Bases 1 to 681 code for a protein of 226 amino acids. The record is from RefSeq and is a predicted model, not a curated record.